GCACGUCAGUCUGUCAGUAUGCGGCACUCUCUUCCCGUGUGUUACCGCCCUUGGGCUCAGUUGGAAAUCAACACUGAAGACGCCGUUCUCUCAAGGAAGUCCGAUUACCAUUGACUGAGUUUCAUCAUCUUUUGUAGCCUUUCCUUUGGGCUGGAGAAACGAGGCCAAGACAUUGAAAGUGUGGCUGCAGUCUCCUGUUCAGUGUGGUCUGGCAAGCAACAGCGAGCAUCAUGACGUUGUCUUUCAAAAAGGACCUGGACAAGUACAAGGAUCUGGAUGAAGAUGAGAUUCUUAACAAUCUGUCGGCAGAUGAGCUCAAACAGCUGGAGUCGGCCCUGGAGGAGAUGGACCCAGAGAAUGCUCUUCUUCCUGCGGGUUUGCGUCAGAAGGACCAGACAACGAAAAAAGCCACAGGAACAUUUGACAGAGAGGGACUCCUCAAAUAUCUGGAGAAGGAAGCCAUGGAGUACAAGGACAGAGAUGAUAUUGUACCCUUCACUGGAGAGAAGAAAGGCAAAAUUUUUAUUCCUAAACAGAAGCCAAUAGAAACACGGCAGGAGGAUGUCACGACUCUCGACCCAGAAUUAGAGGAAGCCCUGUCCAGUGCCACAGAUACAGAACUCUGUGAUCUUGCAGCAAUCCUGGGUGUCCACACACUUGUAACCAGCAAUCAGACAUAUGAUGGGACAGGAGCAAAAGAAGGUUACAACAAUGUGGUUAAAGGGGAGAAGAUGAACCCCGUGUUUGAUGAGCCACCCAAUCCCACAAAUGUAGAUGAAACACUGAACAGGAUAAAAAGCAAUGAUGCAUCCCUAACAGAGGUCAACCUGAACAACAUUAAGAACAUUCCCAUCCCCACACUCAAAGAAUUUGCCAAAGCCAUGGAGAAGAACACACGCGUGACCAAGUUCAGCAUGGCUGCCACACGGAGUAAUGACCCCAUUGCAGUGGCGUUCAGCGAAAUGCUGAGGGAAAACAAAACGCUGCGAAGUUUGAACUUGGAGUCCAACUUCAUCACUGGUGCUGGGAUGCAGGUGCUGAUUGACGCGCUGCGAGACAACGACACACUCACUGAGAUCAAGAUCGACAACCAGAGGCAGCAGCUGGGUACCAAUGUUGAGAUGGAGAUAGCUAAAAUGUUGGAAGAGAACAACAGCAUAGUGAAGUUUGGCUACCACUUCACCAAGCAAGGACCGCGCUCUAGAGCUGCUGCUGCCAUCACAAAGAACAAUGACCUGGUCCGCAGGAGGCGAGUGGAAGGGGACCUGUAGACCUGUCUCCCAGCCAAUCCUGUCGCUUCAUCUCGCCAUGUGGAAUCAUUUCCGCCAGUGCCCUGAUCUCAUCUCACCGUGUGGAACAAGUCUUGUGCCAAACUGUGGGGCAAGGCGCACUCAACAAGAACAUACAUCUGAGAAGAGAAAUAACUGGAAUGACUCGCCCCUCUCUCCCAUGUAUUUGUUUAUUACGUUGUCAUUGAAGGUGUAUCAUGGAUUAGUUUUUAGUCUUUCCGUUUCAGCUGCUCCCAAGUUUUGAGCCUUUAAUCUGUCCAAAAUUUUUACUGUUCUUCUUUUAUACUAUGUCAUUUAUACCAGAAUGUCAUCACAUGAAAUAACUGUUAACACUUUGAUUCAGCUAUCACCUCAUGGAACUGCACGCUGAAUCGGUCAUAGUUUUGCCAGGACCACUUACCUGAAAAUCCCACAGCUGUUAAAAAUCCUCACUACUUAUUGUCACAUGUAGGUUUAUUGGCUCUGAUGUUGCUGUAUUGGCGUUGCCUUGUAAAGCCAAGCUGACCGCAAGCGAGGUUGCUUUGUGUUUUGUUCAGUCAGUGCUGUCCUUGUGCUGCAGUCGCACCCUCAAGUGAAAUUACCUUCAAAAGUAUCAGUGCACAAUGUUUUACAUUUCUAAAUUGUUAUAUUUUAGCCGUUUUGAUACUGUCCAUAUUGCCAUGAUUGUUUUCCUAACAUCCUCUAACAAGUGGCAAUUCAAACUAUUGAGUAAAAUUUAGUUGGAAACUGUAAAAAUGAACAGGCUAGUAAUGUAGUGAACAGGUUUAACAGAUGAGCUUUUAAACAUGGACACUCAUGUGUUAUACCAUGCCAAAGACCAACACAUGCAUUGCGUCACGUUCAUUUUGGACCAUAUAUUUAUAUUGGACUCUGUUUGUCAUAGCGAAUUGUCACAUCGUAGGUAAUGGGUUUUUGGGGGGGGAGGGGGGUUUGCACCGUCGAUAGCAAAAAUUCAACCUGAAUUCAACCUGAAGUCUCUGUCCAGCUAACUAGAUUGCAGUGACACAUGAAAGAUUUAUAUGAAUGAAAACAAACACUGUCACUUAACACUGAGUAGAUUCUCCCAUGCAUUUCAUACCAUGCUGUGUGCCUCAAGGCCAACAUCCUAAGGUACACUAAUGUGCUCUUCAGAUGGCUCUAAAAACUACUAAUUCAGCAGCUACUUGAACCUUGUAAAUACUGUCUUGUGUGGAAGAGGAUCAACACUUCUUGACCAAAAAUCUAUCAACUUCUAAUGCCACAUUCCUUUAAGAUGAAUGGGGGGGUGCACGCUCCAUCCAUGCUCACAUCCGCUUUGCAUUGACUGGUGCACAUGUAUGUGCCGCUUCUUUUUGUUGGGCUUGUUAAUGAUCAUCUGUGACUCAUGUACAGUAUAUUAAUUGUAAAAUGACAUCUCAAAUAUAAUGUGCAUGCACUCUAUUAGUGUGUGUACAACACAAACUACUGUGGCAGUGUAUUUGUACAUGAUAUUUUUAAAAAAAUACAGAUGUCAACAUAAGGAAAUAAAACCACAUGACUGGUGAAAGCGCACUGCUGAAUAUAUAUCUAACAAUAAAUGUUUUUA
Dunckerocampus dactyliophorus (ringed pipefish) is the source of this 2853-nucleotide messenger RNA. It is a transcript of the gene tmod2, whose product is annotated as tropomodulin 2. The coding region runs from base 231 to 1271 and encodes 346 amino acids. Lineage: Eukaryota; Metazoa; Chordata; Actinopteri; Syngnathiformes; Syngnathidae. Gene Ontology annotation, biological process: muscle contraction; pointed-end actin filament capping; myofibril assembly. The record is from RefSeq and is a predicted model, not a curated record. The transcript is spliced from 10 exons. Gene Ontology annotation, molecular function: tropomyosin binding. Gene Ontology annotation, cellular component: striated muscle thin filament; myofibril.